CUAUAGGAAGGCUAUCUGUACAUAAUCGACAACCAGCCACGGGACGUUAGUGACAUGCAGUUCACGAAGUUGAGUGAGCACAUUCAUGUAUGGACAUAGAUAGUUCUGUAUGGGACAUUGUACACAAGCAAAUUUCAAUUUCAAUUAAUAUUCCUAUGCGUAUGUCAAGAUUUGGUUUAUCCUCUGUCCUGUUUAUGACCGAUUGACGUCGCUAUAUACAUAUAAGUGCAAUGAUCUUGAACGCGAAGUUAAAGUCACCAUGACCGAUUUGUAUAUACGCAGUAUCAUUGUAAGUGCUUUGCGUCAUAUAUCAACGGUAGAGAUAACCUUUACAUGAACCUUGUAUGGGACAUGUGAUAAAGUACAUGUCUGAUGCAAUAUGCUUUACAGAUGAGUAUUCCUUGGUGUUGCGUAAGGCAACAAACACACACUUCUGGUAUGAAAACUGUGUGAGUAACACGUGCUGCCGGUAAAGCAGGACAUGUUUACCCUUAUCGUGAUACCCGGUGUCAUCCCUGAUUUUCAGUGAUCGAUUCAUAUAACUUUCAUCACUAUUUUGCCUCUAACGGCCCAAUGGAAUCUGUUUCGGGAGAUACGCCAGACUAAGUAUCAUCUGCCAUGGAAGUUUUCAAUUUAUGAAAGUGCAGGUGACUUGCGGUACUUCCUUAAUUAAGGCGUACAAGCCAGUCCAUCUGCUGCUGUUGCUUUUACAGUGAGUUAAUCAAUUAAAGUUAAGCACAUUGGCGGCGGAGAGUAGUGGGUGAUUGGCAGCGAUCGGCAAACUUGACCCCUGGACUUUUGGCCCCUUUGAGCCCCAUCGAGGGCUUCUGUCUGUCCCAAACUGAAACACAGUAAAUGCUUGUAUCAAGAUGGACGUGACGAGAAGCCCACUGCCGGUACUGUUAUUCUUUAUACAUCAUUCGUCAACUGAUUCCAACUGUUUCUGGCCAUCAGACGACGGUCGUUGCGCUGACUGCAAGAGAGGCUGGCAUGGUGACAGUUGCAGCUACAAAUGUUCCGGCUUCUGCGACGUCGGCGGCUGUGACAAGGACACAGGGAGAUGUAAACAGUGUGGGGCUGGGUACCAUGCCACCACGUGUACAGAGACAUGUCCUCCCAACUGUAGAUACAGUCAUGGUGACAAGCCCUACUGUAACCGGAAGACGGGAAACUGUCUGGAAAACUGUCAAGACGGUUGGUGGGGAAAGAAGUGUGAAAACAAGUGCAGUGAUGGAUGUGAAAACAACUCAUGCUACGGCUGGGACGGCUCAUGUGCUAGAGGCUGCAGGAACGGUUGGGCCGGUGACAGUUGUGACACCAGGUGUCCAGGGGGAUGUCACGGUGAAACAUGUGAACAAUACGGGAGCCAUAAGUGUACCCGAGGUUGUAAACACGGUGUUCACGGACAUCACUGCAAUAAGCAGUGUAACAGACACUGUAGAGACCAGGACUGUUUCUAUGACCACAGUAUGAAGUCUACAGUCUGCAGACAGGGCUGUGUGGAUGGCUGGAUGUCACUCGACUGUAAGCUGAAGUGUCCUGGUAACUGUGAGGCAUGUUCUCAAGAGACUGGGGAAUGUUCCAGGUGCAAGCAAGGCUACUGGGGAACUGACUGCUCUAGAACAUGUAGUGCCAAGUGUUCCAGGAAGACAUGUGAUAGAGAUGGAAAAUGCAGGAGUUGCCAACUCGGUUACCAUGAAGACAACUGUGAGAACCGCUGUGGCACUGCUUGUGACGGAUGCCUUGAGACGCAUGAGCCAUGUCGAUGUAAAGAUAAAUGCGACGUCAAAUGUCUGCCCAUCACACAUGACUCUCAGGAGUGUCCAGAUGAGGACGACGUAAAUACAAGUGGAUCAUGCAGGCCUGGGGAUGAUGCACUGGUUGUGGUUACAGUAGUUGUUUUCAGUUUGAAUUUUAAACAGUAAACUAGAUACGCAACUAAUUAGGGUGAUUGUUUAGUCAGUUGCAAUAUCUAUUGCCUGCCAUGAAUGUAUUAGUGUUAUUACCCACUGUAAAUGUUUAUUUACAAAUGACCCCUUGCUUGCCAUGGGGUUUAAGAGGGACAGGAGAUAGAAAAGAGGUUAGUAAUUCUCAAAAACUCAAAAGUAUUUGCUUGGCUCAUUUGUAAGCUAAACAAAGAACCAAGUUAGAGUUUGUCAAAACAUUUAAUUUUCUCUCUGUACACAACUAGCCCACACGACAAACGUCAUUCUUCGAUCCAUGGGUCAUUGGUCACUAAACGAGGUGACCAUAGAUAUAGUUACAUCUGUAUCUUAAAAGGUGCCUGACAAGAUGUCAAAAAUGAAAUCAAAUGCCAUCUGAAGAUUAUUGAAGAAACAUGCUUGACUUCCUCAUAGAUAGCAUCUAUGUGGAACUUGGGGACAGGCAAUUAGGCAAGAUAUAGGCAUCCCCCUGCGCAACAGUUAUGCUCCUCCCACCCUUGCUCAUCUCUUUCUUUUGUUCGCAUGAGUUGGAAUCUCUGCUCGGGAGUACAAGUUUGAUCACGGUAACAGCAUUGAGGACCUGAGUAAAACUUCCAAACAUAACCAACAUAAUGUCCGAUGCAACUUCCUAUUUUGACUUAGACCAUUUCCCGUAUUUGUGUACAAUGUACUCUUCUUUGAGCAGAAAUUUCUUAUGAUUAUGGAAAAGUUCUUGUUGUUUUUAUUCUUGAAAAGAUAUUGUAAAGAUGAUGUAUUUGUUCUUAAGUUUCUUAUCAUUUAUUGAUCAAAUAAAUAGUAUUUCCAG
This is a messenger RNA of Haliotis rufescens (red abalone), 2748 nucleotides long. Its product is annotated as scavenger receptor class F member 1-like. Gene Ontology annotation, molecular function: scavenger receptor activity. NCBI's taxonomy places the organism in Eukaryota, Metazoa, Mollusca, Gastropoda, Lepetellida, Haliotidae. The record is from RefSeq and is a predicted model, not a curated record. The transcript has 5 exons. The coding region runs from base 870 to 1925 and encodes 351 amino acids.